Molecule: messenger RNA, 1416 nt
Organism: Lachancea thermotolerans CBS 6340
Lineage: Eukaryota; Fungi; Ascomycota; Saccharomycetes; Saccharomycetales; Saccharomycetaceae
Gene: PRP4
Product: U4/U6-U5 snRNP complex subunit PRP4
Exons: 1
Coding region: 1-1416 (471 amino acids)
Biological process (GO): mRNA splicing, via spliceosome
Cellular component (GO): U4/U6 x U5 tri-snRNP complex
Molecular function (GO): U4 snRNA binding; U6 snRNA binding; protein binding
Source: RefSeq, a predicted model, not a curated record
AUGAAUGGCCAAGGCACUAUCUCGUUUGAUGAAAUUCGCGUGGAUACAAGCUAUAUCGUGGAAGAUGGGGGCAAGAAAGCAGAUGAUACAUUAAAGAGCUUAGAGUUUGAUCGUGAGCAGAAGCUGACGAUAGUCCCCACUGAUGAUACAGAGGUAAGAGAGAGCUUAGUACACCUCGGGCAGCCUGAAGCACUGGAAAAUGAAAGCAACAGAGACAGGCGUGAUCGCCUUUCAGACCUGCUGUACCAAAAUCCAGAUAUUCGCGCCCAGUUCCUCGAACGCCAGGCGAAAAGCCCUUCCCUGGAGACAGGACCUAGCGAGGCAAGUGAGAGCGAAGACGAAGAGUUUUAUACGCCGGCCAGUGGGUCGCUAGUGGAGUGUAGGCAGUUCCUGAUACAGGAUUCGUUGGGGCGAGCACGGGAAAGGCUUCGUAAUGAAAGAGGCCACGCUGACUCGCAAGAUGUUAGCACAACAAUUGUUCAGAGACGAAAGCUAAAUGCGGAGCUAUCUAAAUAUGAGCUGUGGGGAUCUCAAGUUGCGUCCUCGAGACCAGUCUCCGGGGUUUUACUGUCUCCAAAUCAAAAGUCGGUGGCGUGCGGAAGCUGGCAUGGCGACGUCAAAAUCAUCGACUCCGAAACGUUAGAGAUUUUGGCCAGCUUCGAUGCGAUUCACGACGAUAAGAUUGGCGGCUUGGACUGGAGCUCUGACUCAACGCUCUUAGUUACAGGUGGUGCGGACAGAAUAGUCAAGGUUUGGAAGCCAUCUUCACCAAACGAUUCUACUGCCGUGCUUAAAGGCCACGAAGGAAGGGUCGUGAAGGUCAAAUUCCACCCCAGCGACAGGUACGUAGCAAGCGCAUCCUUUGACAUGACGUGGAGACUUUGGGACGUUGAGAGGCAAGUUGAGUUGCAACUGCAAGAAGGGCAUGCAAAAGAAGUUUAUUGCUUAGAUUUCCAGUGUGAUGGGUCACUGCUGUGUAGUGCAGGGCUCGACUCCAUAGGCCGCAUCUGGGACAUGCGGUCGGGGCAGUCAUUGAUGAUUCUUGAAGGACAUGCCAAGCCUAUAUAUGGGGUUAGUUGGUCUCCUAAUGGCCAUCAUGUUGCUACAGGUAGCGCCGACGGCACCGUGAAGGUAUGGGAUAUACGAAAAGUUGGCAACCCAUUUUCAAUUUUGGCACACAAUAACAUUGUAUCGGAUGUCAAAUUUGAUAAGGUUAGCGGGAGAACCUUGGUUUCAAGUUCCUACGAUAAAACUGUAAGUGUCUUCGCAUCGGAUAGUUGGCUAAGGUUAGCAUCUUUGAAAGGGCAUACUGACAAGGUCAUGUCAAUUGAUAUAUCGCACGAUUUUUCACACCUGUACAGUAGUGGAUGGGAUAGGUCUGUGAAGUUAUGGAAACUAGGAGUAUGUAAUUCCUAA